This is a messenger RNA of Rhinopithecus roxellana (golden snub-nosed monkey), 3432 nucleotides long. RefSeq names its product TAP binding protein (gene TAPBP). Gene Ontology annotation, biological process: antigen processing and presentation of endogenous peptide antigen via MHC class I. The transcript has 8 exons. Gene Ontology annotation, cellular component: membrane. NCBI's taxonomy places the organism in Eukaryota, Metazoa, Chordata, Mammalia, Primates, Cercopithecidae. The coding region runs from base 333 to 1679 and encodes 448 amino acids. The record is from RefSeq and is a predicted model, not a curated record.
CGCCGCACAGAUGGGGGAAAGCAGGAGUAAUGGUUUUCGGGCAAGUGGAUGCUGGAGAGCACACACAGGAGUUGGGGAGCGGGGGGUGGGUGCCUGGGCUUAGGGAGGGCUCGAACUCGGGCCUGCUGUGUAGUCCAAGAGGGCGCGGUAAGACUGGGGUGUCCUGGUGAGACCUGGAGAGGAUCUGCCUGGCCUGUGAGGAAACACCGGUCUCCCAGGCACCCUCACCUAACCAGAGCGGGGAUUUCCACCGCCCCUCCCGUCGCCCUUUGGAAGAAAGUGAAAGUGAAAGGAGGAAGAGGAGGGUUGCUGGUUGAGGAGGUCGCAGAGCCAUGAAGUCGCUGUCUCUGCUCCUCGCUGUGGCUUUGGGGCUGGCGACCGCCGUCUCGGCAGGACCCGCGGUGAUCGAGUGUUGGUUCGUGGAGGAUACGAGCGGAAAGGGCCUGGCCAAGAGACCCGGUGCACUGCUGUUGCGCCAGGGACAGGGGGAACCGCCGCCCCGGCCGGACCUCGACCCUGAGCUCUACCUCAAUGUGCACGACCCCACGGGCUCCCUCCAGGCUGCCUUCAGGCGGUACCCCCGGGACGCCCCCGCACCACACUGUGAGAUGAGCCGCUUCGUCCCUCUCCCCGCCUCUGCGAACUGGGCCAGCGGCCUGACCCCGGCGCGGAACUGCCCGCGGGCCCUGGAUGGGGCUUGGCUGAUGGUCAGCAUGUCCAGCCCAGUCCUCAGCCUCUCCAGCCUCUUGCGACGACAGCCAGAGCCUCAGCAGGAGCCUGUUCUCAUCACCAUGGCAACAGUGGUACUGACUGUCCUCACCCGUACCCCUUCCCCUCGAGUGAGACUGGGACAAGAUGCUCUGCUGGACUUGAGCUUUGCCUACAUGCCCCCUACCUCUGAGGCCGCCUCAUCUCUGGCUCCGGGUCCCCCUCCCUUUGGGCUAGAGUGGCGACGCCAGCACCUGGGUAAGGGACAUCUGCUCCUGGCUGCAACUCCUGGGCUGAAUGGCCAGAUGCCAGCAGCCCAAGAAGGGGCCGUGGCAUUUGCUGCUUGGGAUGAUGAUGAGCCAUGGGGCCCAUGGACCGGAAAUGGGACCUUCUGGCUGCCUAGAGUUCAACCCUUUCAGGAGGGCACCUAUUUGGCCACCAUACACCUGCCAUACCUGCAAGGACAGGUCACCCUGGAGCUUGCUGUAUACAAACCCCCCAAAGUGUCCCUGAUGCCAGCAACCCUUGCAUGGGCCGCCCCAGGGGAGGCACCCCCGGAGUUGCUCUGCCUUGUGUCCCACUUCUACCCUUCUGGGGACCUGGAGGUGGAGUGGGAACUCCGGGGUGGCCCAGGGGGCCGCUCUCAGAAGGCCGAGGGGCAGAGGUGGCUUUCGGCCCUGCGCCACCAUUCCGAUGGCUCUGUCAGCCUCUCUGGGCACUUGCAGCCGCCUCCAGUCACCAUUGAACAGCAUGGGGCACGCUAUGCCUGUCGAAUUCACCAUCCCAGCCUGCCUGCCUCGGGGCGCAGCGCUGAGGUCACCCUGGAGGUAGCAGGUCUCUCAGGACCCUCCCUCGAGGACAGCAUAGGCCUUUUCCUGUCUGCCUUUCUUCUGCUCGGGCUCUUCAGGGCGCUGGGCUGGGCUGCUGUCUACCUGUCCACUUCCAAGGAUUCAAAGAAGAAAGCAGAGUGAGGGCACUCACCUCCAUCCUGUGGAAGCCACCAUCAUCUCUGGCCCAAGCGUCUGUAGUAGCUCCCCAAAAUAAUACCCCAUCAUCUGUUCCUACUCCCUCCAGUCUCUCUCCACUGAGUGGCCGGAAUGCUUUUCUUUUUUUUUCACUUAUACAGAGAGAAUUUUUUUUUUUUUUUUUUUUUUUAGACAGUCUUACUCUCUUGCCCAGGCUGCAGUGCAGUGGCGUGAUCUUGGCUCACUGCAACCUCCGCCUCCUGGGUUCAAGCAAUUCUCUGGUUUCAGCCUCUGGAGUAGCUGGGAUUAUAGGCACAUGCCACCACACCAGCGAAUUUGUGUAUUUUUAGUAGAGACAGGGUUUCACCAUUGGCCAGGCUGGUCUUGAAUUCCUGACCUCAGGUGAUCCGCCCUCCUCAGCCUCCCAAAGUGCUGGGAUUACAGGCGUGAGCCACCACACCAGGCCCAAGAAAUGUUUUUUUAAAAAACACACAUCUUACGGCAUUCACCUUCUUGGAGCUCUAGGACAGUGGUUCUCAAAAGCUUUUCUCUCAGGGCCUCUUAAAAAUCAUCAAGGACCCCAAUAAAGCUUUUGGGUAUAUGGGUUAUAGCUAUCAAUAUUUAUGGUAUUAGAACUUAAAACAGAAAAAUUGAAAACAUGCGAAUACAUAGGCACACAUUCCAUUCAUUGUGGGAACCAUGGUGUCAAUACAUAUGAUGUAGCUUCUGAAAAACUCCACUGUACACUCUUAUAGAAUGAAGACGGCAAAAAACUUUUUUUUUUUUUUUUUUUUUGAGACGGAGUCUCGCUCUGUUGCCCAGGCUGAAGUGCAGUGGCGAGAUCUCGGCUCACUGCAAGCUCCGCCUCCUGGGUUCAUGCCAUUCUGGUGCCUCAGCCUCCCGAGUAGCUGGGACUACAGGCGCCCGCCACCACGCCUGGCUAAAAUUUUGUAUUUUUUAGUAGAGACAGGGUUUCACCGUGUUAGCCAGGAUGGUCUCGAUCUCCUGACCUCGUGAUCCACCCGCCUCGGCCUCCCUGUGUUGGGAUUAGUGGCGUUAGCCACCGCGCCCGGUCGCAAAUAACAUCUUAAUUUCGUUAUAAAAAAUAGUCUUAAUCUCACAUACCCCCUGACAUAGUCUCAGCGACCUGUAGGGCCGAGGUUACACUUGGAGAACCCGUGCUCUAGGGCCAAACCCAUUCUUCUUGCCCUGGCCCAUGUGUCCCCCCCACCGCCCCCGCUGCAGCCACUGCCUAAUUCUCCAGUCCUAGAUGGUGCUCGCCAGCCCUCCUCUCAGUGCUCAUCACACACAGAGCUAUUCCUUUCCUCCAAUGAACCAACCGCCUCCCGCCCACCUCCAGUUCCCAGCCCUCUGUUCCAUUUGCCUGGUCCACCCUCGGCCUCCCUGGGUCGCAGACGAGGUCGGCCUCGUCAUUCCCCGCAGACCGCCGCGCGUCCCUCUUGUGCGGUUCACCACAGUUGUAUUUUAAGUGAUCAUGUGAGUCGUCGUUAAAUGCCCGUCUCCCCGCGGAUCAUGGGCUCCUCGAGGACAAGGACCGGCCUGUCUGUCCCCUGCUGUAACCCCGCGCCGGCAUAGGGACGUAAGGCCCCAUUGGAGGGCGCUCUUCAAAUAGCUGCUGGAUAUUGACGAAGGAAGCGGCGGCGCAGCUCAGGGAUCUCCGAGUCAGGACUGUUGGCCAGACCGACUGGGUAACGGGUCUGAUGGUGUGGGAAUAAAGUUGUAUUCCCGUUCUUCCAAA